This is a messenger RNA of Trichoderma harzianum CBS 226.95, 996 nucleotides long. RefSeq lists its product as hypothetical. The record is from RefSeq and is a predicted model, not a curated record. Gene Ontology annotation, biological process: proteolysis. Lineage: Eukaryota; Fungi; Ascomycota; Sordariomycetes; Hypocreales; Hypocreaceae. The annotation marks the transcript as partial. The transcript is spliced from 4 exons. Gene Ontology annotation, molecular function: serine-type exopeptidase activity; dipeptidyl-peptidase activity.
CAUAUUAAGCAUACUAUCCCUGGAGCUAAGGAUAGCAAGGUCAUUGUUUCUGGAGGCUCAUAUGGUGGCUUUCUGACCACGGUACUUAAGAUGAAUCAUCCUGAAGUGUUUUUUGGAGCCAUACCGUACGCUCCGCCUCUCCGAUCGAUUGGAGCAAACUACCAGAACCCGAGGCGAUACGACUGGUUCAAUUGGGUCUACUGGGAUUUGUCUGCAGCGGCGGCUACCAAGAUGAGGGAUGCUUUCACUUUGCUGGCAAAACGUUUCCAAAACUUGGGCGAGGUAGAAGACAUUGCGAAAGAUCUCAAUCUCUGCACCGUCUCAAAGACAGCAGCAGACCUUCAAUUGGUAAUGGGAGUUAUUGCUACCAACGCCCAACUGAUCCCUUUGCUCAGUUACAGCAGCCCAGACGCAAACCCUUACGGUGCUACUCCCGAAAAAAUGGUCAACAUAUCGCUCAGUGCAAAGAACCCAAUCGACAUUGUUAACGCAACUCUGACCUUGAGAAACCCGCCUAAUCUAGUUCCUUGCAUCUCCUGGGAUUCAGAUGACUCUUCGGAAGCAUCUCUUCAGAAAGCUCCUUUUAACUAUCUUCUAUGCAAAUACUUCCCCUUGAGCAGUAAUGAGAUUCUCGAUGGAAAUAUCUACCCCCCGACAUCUGUUCAAACGGAAUCGGAUCCUAUGACCUGCGAGACAUUAUAUAAGAUUGUUCCCCCAACCCAAGCGGAAGUUGAGGCAAAGUGGCACAUUUCUACAGCAGACCUGAUUCAAGCGCCUCGUAUCAUAUUUGCCUAUGCAGAGAACGAUCCUACUACUGGUGUCGGUAUCCAUCCGUUUCCUCCUUCGCCGGACCGCAACGCGUCCAGAUGGAUGAUCACUAGCCAGGCUGCGCAUGGCGAGGAGUCUAUUGCGUCUUUUUCGGGCGAUAAACCAAGCGUUGUCCAUGCGAGACGAGUACAGUUGGAGACGAUCAAGGAGUGGCUUGGACUUUACUGA